ACGACAAGCAGAGAGAAAGAGGAGAAGAGAAGAGAAGAAGCUUCGUUCAUGAAUUAAACCACAGUGUGUUUGUUGACAGAUAUCCUCGGUUGUAGGCCUGUUGUUUAGCAGUCAGUAUGGCGGUAGUCAUCAGGCUGCAAGGUCUGCCCAUAGUGGCCGGCACCAUGGACAUCAGACACUUCUUCUCUGGCCUCACCAUCCCUGACGGGGGAGUACACAUCGUGGGGGGUGAACAUGGCGAGGCCUUCAUUGUCUUUGCCACUGAUGAGGAUGCUCGGCUGGGAAUGAUGCGUACAGGCGGUGCCAUUAAGGGGUCUAAAGUGUCGUUAUUGCUCAGCAGCAAGACCGAAAUGCAGAACAUGAUUGAGUUGAGCCGCCGCAGGUUCGAGGCUGGGGCGGGCGCUGUGGAGGCGGCUGCACCUACAGCAGGAAAUGCCAAUCGGCAAGCUGGUGCUGCUCCUAUACCCACAGUGCAACCUGGAGCAGGGGGGAGAAGUAGUAGCCAUGGAAACCAGGGUUUCAGUAAUGUCCCGGUCUCAGUAACGGCACCAAGCUCAUCUCAGGAGUCAUCAAGCAACAAGGCAGUGGCCAGCCUGGCAAGCGUGGUGCCCAGCUUCCCCAACAGCUACAGCUCUGCCCCCACCAUCACCACAGCUCUGGCUUCGCUCAAUGCAGGCCCCCCACCUAUGCCUCCACUUCCCAGUAUGCCUUCUAUGCCCCCUAUGCCCACGCUGCCCACCAUUCCAGUUCCUCCUCCAGUAUCCUCCCUCCCCCCUGUCCCUACUGUCUCCCCUCUUUCCCAAGGACCUCCAGUGCCACCUAUGUCCCACCUCCCUCACAUGUCCUCCCUUCCUCCCUUCAACCCCUCCCUACCUCCCCCUGCAGGACUCGGCUCAGGCCUCCCCCUUGGAACCCCUAACCCAAUGCUAUUCAACCCUCUUUCCCCUCUGGCCUCUCUUGGCCUCCAGGCCCAUAUGAAGGCUGCUGCUGCUGCAGCCACCGGAGUGGCCAGUCCAGAUGAAAUGUUUAUCCUCUUACAGAACCUCCCGUUCUCCUGCUCCGAGGUAGAGGUAAGGGACUUUUUCCGGGGUCUGGGGGUGGAAGGGAUUCGUUUGCUGAGAGAUGGGCAAGGUCGGCCAACUGGCAGGGCUAUGGUAAAAUUCUUCUCGCCCCAGGACAGCUUUGAAGCUGUGAAGCGGGGAGGUGGCAUGAUGGGUCAAAGGUUUAUUGAGAUUACCCCAGGCUCAGAGAGACAAUGGGCCAGCCUCAAUCACAGCAUGAUGGGCCAAGCCCCUCACAGUAUCGGAAAAUCAAUGAACAGCCAUGAGUCACAGGACCAGCAGCUCCGCCGUGGUAAUGUUGGGCCUGGAGGCCGAGAACAACGGGGAAGGUCACGAUCUCCUCAUCGGCAGGAGUUCUGUGUCUACCUGAAGGGCCUUCCCUACGAGGCUGACAAGAAACAGAUUAAGGAGUUCUUUAAGAAUUUGGCCAUUGUUGAGGACAGCAUCUACAUUGCCUAUGGGCCUAAUGGGCGGGCCACAGGAGAGGGCUUUCUUGAGUUCAAAUCAGAACAGGACUACAAGACUGCUCUGGGUGCUCACAUGCAGUAUAUGGGCACCCGCUUCAUCCAGGUCCACCCAAUCAGCCGCAAGGGAAUGCUCGAAAAGAUUGACAUGAUCCGCAAACGUGAAGCAGCACAGGGUGAAGGCAAGAAUCAGGAUGGCUUGAAAGCUCCAAGAAACUGUGCUCACAUCACCAACAUCCCUUACAACGUCUCCAAGAAGGAUGUCCGUGCUUUCCUGGAGGGGAUUGGGCUUUAUGAGGAUACUCUAAAGGUUCUGACAGAUAGCCACGGCAACGGUUUAGGGCAAGCUAUCUUUCAGCUGCGGACUGAAGAAGAUGCCCGAAAAGCUGAAAGACUGCACCGCCAGAAACUCAAUGGCCGUGAUGCCUUUGUUCACUUGGUGACCUUUGAGCAGAUGAAGGAAAUUGAGAGGAAUCCUCCUCCUCAAAACAAAAGAGGGCAGCGAAAUCAGAACCAGAACCAGCAGAACCAAAAUCAGAACCAGCACCAGCAAGCACAGCCGAGUCCCCAGCAACCCCAGAUCAACCCAUUUGCUGGAAUAAGUGGGGAAGAGUUUAACUUUCUCAGAAACACCAUGGGGAACCUCAACAGUGCUCCCUUUGUGACUCCAUUCUCUGCCCCAGGGAACGGACUGGCAGGCCCCCCUCCUCUCCCUCCUCUGGCAGCAGGACUGGGGGAUGUGAAUCUGGGCGUAGCUCCUCCACUUGUUGCUGGUCUGCCUGGGGCUCCAAUCCUGGAGCCACCUGGCUUUCGACCUGGAACUGCAGCAGGACCUCCAUUCAGCCAAGAUGGGCUGAGAGGCUUGGUGCCCUUUGAGAAUGCCAACAGAAAAAUAGGUGGAGGAGGACCAAACAGGGGUGGAGGGGCUAACAACAACCAAGGACGUCCGGGGGGUGGGGCUGCUGGUGGACAGCCUGUGUUCUCUCCAGGACCUGAUGGCCUCCGUAACCAGCCGGCUCCUGGAGGUGCCAACAAUCCCAACGGUCAACGUGGUGCUGCUGGCCCAACAAUUGUAAAACUUCAGAACAUGCCCUUUACUGUAACUGUGGACGAGAUCAUGGACUUCUUCUAUGGCUACCAGGUGCUGCCAGGCUCAGUCUGCCUGCAGUUCAGUGAGAAAGGCCUGCCAACUGGCGAGGCCAUGGUGGCCUUCCAAAACCACGAGGAGGCUGCUGCUGCUGUCAUGGACCUAAAUGACCGACCUAUUGGAGCACGUAAGGUCAAAAUUUGCCUGGGUUAAAGCCCCACCCAAAACAGACUGAUAUUGACUGUUGAUAACAGAUGUUACACCUACCUGGAUCAACCACCCAGGUGAAACAAAGCCAACUCAAACUGUAUCUGUUCAAGGACCCAAACCCCACUGUAAGCGGCCCAGUUUAGACCUUACCUUGUCCACUUGCUCUCAGUCAUUACUGAAGCGCCUCCCUCUCUGUGUAGAUAAUGGCAGGUAAGCUCCGCCCCCUGCACUUUGACCUUUAAAAAGAAUCUGAUCCAGACUUUUUGCUCUUUGCUGCAGCUCCUCCAGUGACUUUGAUAGCACAAAAUAAUGAUGAUGAUGAUGAUGAUGAUGAUGACAUUGGCAUGAUGUUGGUCCUUUCUUACUGUGUUUCCGUAAAAAUGCAGCUUUUUUGUCCAGUCAUGUCUAGAGCUGGGACAUGUUGAACAUACUCACCUGUUUUGUUGCUAUGGUAACAUGAUUACAGUGAAGCUGACAAAUAUAUAUGCGCUCAAAUAUGCUGUGCUGCUGGGGUUUAAAAUUUACAUGCUCUGUUGCUAUGGUAUUAUCCUUACAUGCUUUGUUGCUAUGACAAAAAGACGAUGAUGAUGAUGAAAAUUCCCAGUAUGUUGCCAUGAUAAAAUGUUUUUUGUCUUGCUAUGGUAAAAUCUUUAUAUGUUCUGUUGCUAUAUUAGAAUCUUUACAUGCUUUAUUGCUAUGAUAACCUCUCUACAUGCCCUGUUGCUAUGGUAAAACAUGCUGUAGAUGAAAAGCUUUUCUACCCACAGUGAAACUCUGGUGCUCUGUUGCUAUUCUCUUCACAUUCUCUGUUUCUAUAGCAACAUUAUGAUAAAAGCUAUGUUGCCAUUAUCAAAUGUUUAUGCUCUGUUGCUUUGGUGAAAUGUUGACAUGCCCCUUUUCUAUGGUAAAAAUAUACUGACAUCCAGCUUUGUUGCCACUGUGAAAGGUCGACACUCUGUUGGCAGUCAUAAAAUGAUGACUUAUUUCCGUUACUAUAGUAACCUCUUGACAGCUGUGCUCUGUUGCUAUGAAGAUGAUGUUGGAUGGACAGAUUGCUGACAUGUUUUACUCUGUAAAUUAUGACUUUGGGCUGCUGAAUUCCUUUUCUCUGUCACAUUUUUCUGAUGUUGCUGUGUUUGGACAAUGCCACCCUCCCAACUCCUCCUCCCCACUGCACAAGUAGGUGUUUGGACUGUAGAGCGCUGAGAUGAAGUCUGUAGCAUUUUUAGUUUGGUAGCUUUUUAUUAUAUGUGUUUGAUAAUGUUCUGGAUGUUUUCACCUUAAACAUAAUUUUUGUUUCUAUUGUCUGUGUGAACAAACCUGUAUGAUGGUAUAACCAUACAUGAUGUGGAGUCUCCUUUGCUUUUGGCUAAUAAAAAAAAAUGUUCCUGAAGCACAUCUGCUCACCUGAGAUCA
Scomber japonicus (chub mackerel) is the source of this 4238-nucleotide messenger RNA. RefSeq names its product copine I (gene cpne1). The coding region runs from base 117 to 2825 and encodes 902 amino acids. Gene Ontology annotation, molecular function: RNA binding; calcium-dependent phospholipid binding. The record is from RefSeq and is a predicted model, not a curated record. Gene Ontology annotation, cellular component: nucleoplasm; ribonucleoprotein complex; plasma membrane. Gene Ontology annotation, biological process: regulation of RNA splicing; cellular response to calcium ion; positive regulation of tumor necrosis factor-mediated signaling pathway. Lineage: Eukaryota; Metazoa; Chordata; Actinopteri; Scombriformes; Scombridae. The transcript has 2 exons.